Molecule: messenger RNA, 5217 nt
Organism: Peromyscus leucopus (white-footed mouse)
Lineage: Eukaryota; Metazoa; Chordata; Mammalia; Rodentia; Cricetidae
Gene: Xiap
Product: X-linked inhibitor of apoptosis
Exons: 9
Coding region: 515-2005 (496 amino acids)
Cellular component (GO): cytoplasm; nucleus
Source: RefSeq, a predicted model, not a curated record
GGUGACCUGUGCGCAUGUGCAGCCGCUGGGUCAGGCUCUGGCUUGGAGCUGGGGAGGGGGGGGGGAUCGGGCUGCAUAAUGAGGAGGACCGGGUUUUUUCUGGAUGCCCCCUUCCGGCUCCGGGAAGCGGCGGGACGUUGGUGCUCCCCCGAGCAGGCGCGACGCUAAUCGAGGGCCACCCGGGCCCGGGCGCCCUGACGUGGACACCCUUGGUUCCGGUCUCCGAGUUCUCUCCGAGGGGGCCGAGGUCCGGCCUGUGGAGGCCGAGGGAGGGAGACAGAGUGACUUCCGUUUCCUUCUCCUAGGCCGCGGCCCGCUGCCCCGCCGAGUUGUGUUUUCCUGAUCCGGCGCGGGCUGCCCCUCCUCCGGGACCCUCCCCUCGGGAACGGUCGCCCACGGCGGUUUGGACAGGCUUACUUGGCGCGACUGUUCCUUGACCAACAGAAGUUGUUCUUAAGCCAUUAUCUGCCUGGCACUUUUGGAAAAGGUGGACAAGUCUUAUUUUCAAGAGAAGAUGACUUUUAACAGUUUUGAAGGCUCUAGAACUUGUGUACCUGCAGACACCAAUAAGGAUGAAGAAUUUGUAGAAGAGUUUACUAGAUUAAAAACGUUUGCUACCUUUCCGAGUAGUAGUCCUGUCUCAGCAUCAACAUUGGCACGAGCAGGGUUUCUUUAUACUGGUGAAGGGGAUACUGUGCAGUGCUUUAGUUGUCACGCGACAGUAGAUAGAUGGCAGUAUGGAGACUCAGCUGUUGGAAGACACAGGAAAAUAUCCCCAAAUUGCAGAUUUAUCAAUGGUUUUUAUUUUGAAAACAGUGCCACACAGUCUACAAAUCCUGGUAUCCAAAAUGGCCAGUACAAAGCUGAAAACUAUGUGGGAAACAGAAGUCAUUUUGCUCUUGACAGGCCAUCUGAGACUCAUGCAGAUUAUCUUCUGAGAACUGGACAGGUUGUAGAUAUUUCAGAUACCAUAUACCCGAGGAACCCUGCCAUGUGUAGUGAAGAAGCCAGAUUGAAGUCAUUUCAGAACUGGCCAGACUAUGCCCAUUUAACCCCCAGAGAGUUAGCUAAUGCUGGCCUCUACUACACAGGGAUUGAUGAUCAAGUGCAGUGUUUUUGUUGUGGUGGAAAACUGAAAAAUUGGGAACCCUGUGAUCGUGCCUGGUCAGAACACAGGAGGCACUUUCCUAAUUGCUUCUUUGUAUUGGGCCGGAAUGGUAAUGUUCGAAGUGAAUCUGAUGUGAGUUCUGAUAGGAAUUUCCCAAAUUCAACAAAUUCUGCAAGAAAUCCAGCCAUGGCAGAAUAUGAAGCACGGAUCAUUACUUUUGGAACAUGGAUAUACUCAGUUAACAAGGAGCAGCUUGCAAGAGCUGGAUUUUAUGCUUUAGGUGAAGGUGAUAAAGUGAAGUGCUUUCACUGUGGAGGAGGGCUCACAGAUUGGAAGCCAAGUGAAGACCCUUGGGAACAGCAUGCUAAGUGGUAUCCAGGGUGUAAAUAUCUAUUGGAUGAGAAGGGGCAAGAAUAUAUAAAUAAUAUUCAUUUAACCCAUUCACUUGGGGAAUCUUUGGUAAGAACUGCUGAAAAAACACCUUCACUAACUAAAAAAAUUGAUGACACCAUCUUCCAGAAUCCUAUGGUACAAGAAGCUAUACGAAUGGGAUUUAGUUUCAGGGACAUUAAGAAAACAAUGGAAGAAAAAAUCCAAACAUCUGGGAGCAGCUAUCUAUCACUUGAGGUUCUGAUUGCAGAUCUAGUGAGUGCUCAGAAAGAUAAUACACAGGAUGAGUCAAGUCAGACUUCAUUGCAGAAAGACAUUAGUACUGAAGAGCAGCUAAGACGCCUGCAAGAAGAGAAGCUUUGCAAAAUCUGCAUGGAUAAAAAUAUUGCUGUAGUUUUUGUUCCUUGUGGGCAUCUGGUCACUUGUAAACAAUGUGCCGAAGCAGUUGACAAAUGUCCCAUGUGCUACACAAUCAUUACGUUCAAGCAAAAAAUUUUUAUGUCUUAAUUCAGAGCCACAGUAGGCAUGUUAUGUUCUUCUUACUCUAAUUGAAUGUGUGAUGUGAGCAAACUUUAAGUAAUCAGCAUUGCAUUCCAUUAGCAUCUGCUUCCAAGUGGAAACAAAUGUUAACAGCACUGUUGCAGUCUCAACUUUGAAUUUCUAGAUCUUUCAGGUUAUUAGCUAUAUUGUUUAUCCAAUUUUUUACUCAAUUGAAACCUCGGACAAAGAAGCAUUUAAUAUUGUAACUUUUCGCCUUAUGUAUUUGUAGUACACUGACUUGAUUUUUAUGUGUAAGUGAAUUAAUCACCUGCAUUUUUCAUUCCUUUUGGAUAAGCUUAACAAAUGGAGUGUUCUGUAUAAGCAGGGAGAUUUGAGUUAAUCUACCCAAUCACUUAAUUUGUUUAUUGUGAAUAUGGAAUGAACUGUUCCACACUGGUGGGAGGAUAAACAUUGUCUUUAGAUGUUUGUUUCUGUGUUUUAUGAUUCUGUCUGUUUCCUUUCAAAAUUAUAAAUGUACUUGUGUGAAUGAUUUUUUUCCAAGUGGUUUUGCCAUCUCCCAAAAGAUAUUUAAUGGUAGACUACUAUCUAACCAGCAUAUACUAACAUGGAAAGACAACAAAGAUAUAGUAAGUGUAAAAUACAAAUGGCAAAACACUAUGUAUAGUUUGAGCCAAAUCAAGGUGUGUGAGUUUUAUAUCUGUAUAGGACAAAAGAGAUUUGGAAAGAUAUGCAUCACACUAUUAAAUAUGUUUUUUUUUUCUUGAGGGGGGUGGGGGCAUGGGUCUUAGAGGGGAUUAUAGGAGCCCUUCUCUCUUCUUUUCAUUUUAUUCUGUUUGAAGUUUAUAUAAGUAUGUAUUACUUUUAUAUAAUCAGAAUUUUUAGGAAAUAUUUUACUGAUUUAAAGGCUUAGGCAUGUUCAAACGUCUGCAAAACUACUUAUCACUCAGUUUUAGUUUUUAUAAUCCAAGAAAGCAGGCCAGUUAAACUUUCUGGUGCCAAUGUGAAGUUUAAAUAUUUUUGUUUUACCUGCUUUGUGGAUGAAAAAUAUUUCUGAGUGGUAGUUUUCUGACAGGUAGAUCAUGUCUUCUUAUCUUGUUUCAAAAUAAAUAUUUCUGAUUUUGUAAAAUGAAAUAUAAAAUAUGUCUCAGAUCUUCCAAUUAAUUAGUAAGGAUUCAUCCUUAAUCCUUGCUAGUUUAAGCCUGCCUAAGUCACUUUACUAAAAGAUCUUUGUUAACCCAGUAUUUUAAACAUCUGUCUGCUUAUGUAGGUAAAAGUAGAAGCAUGUUUGUAUACUGCUUGUAGUUUUAGUGGCAGCUUUCCUUGUUGAGAUUCUCAUGUCAGUUUGUGUCUUCAAAGUUUCAUGUGAGUUUUUACUGUUAGGUGAAUUAAGAUGUAUAUAGUACAGAAUGGUAAGUCUUUAUGUUUGUUUGUUUCUUGACUAGUAAUGGUAGUAAAUACUUUUAAAAUAUUUUCUCAAGAUCCUUAAAGCCUCUUGGAAAUUGUAACAUACUGACAAGAGUAGUUGUUUAAAUAUUUUUUAACAACUUGUGUAAGAGUCAAUAUGAAUAAAAUCAAGCUAAAAUGCUUCAUAGAACGCAGGAUUUACCUUAAACGAUUAUCAUUAUAGACCUCUUAUAGAGACUGGUCUAUUUUACUACAGAGAACAGUUUGGGAGUGAAACUGUUACAGUUUAGACUUUUUGUUGUAUUUUCUAAGAGAAAGAGUAUUGUUAGGUUCUCCUGACAUCUGUUGACUACUAUGGUAAGUGAUGUUAUUUUAAUUGCAAAUUUAAAUAGAAAUUAACAGAAUUAAGUACAUGACUUCUCUCUCUCUCUCUCUCUCUCUCUCUCUCUCUCUCUCUCUCUCACUCUCACUCUCACUCUCACUCUCACUCUCACUCUCUCACUCACUCACUCACUCACUCAAAUCUUUAGUUCCUUCCAUUGUCUCCUACUUAGGUCCAGUUAGGUAGUCAUUAAGUUGAAUUUGAUCUAAAUUGACUAAGAUUUAAAUUUACAUUUAAAGCAUUCUACAAGGGGAAGAAAUGUUUUAUAAGAUACUUCAGGUACAAGUCAUGUAGGUAGUUUGUUUAAUUGUUAUCCAAGGAUUCAAGGACUGAAUUGUUUUUGAAUAAGGCUUUUCUUGUUGUGGGAGCCUCAGUUCAUCAAAACUCUCUUUUUAAAACUUGUGUGCUGAGAGUUAAGCAAGACCUCUUUUUUUGUCUUCAUGAGUUGCGAAAUUGAAUUCAUGAAGCUGAUGUGGCUAACAAGUUUAUUUUAAGAAUUGUUUGGAAAAUGCUGUUGCUUCGGGUUCUUAAAAUUACAGCACUCCAACUCUAAUCAAAUUGUUGGAGACUUACCAGAGUUGGUCUGAGCUCACACUAAAACAAAACAAAACAAAAUACUAGAUCCUUUCCAAUAUAGCUGUGUAAAAGAUUGGUCACUUAGAAGGUCAAAAUACAACCAGAUCCAAAUCACCCCCGAGAGUUCUCUAUCUGUGUUGAUGUUCUUUUCUGUAUAAAGUUCACUGUAGGAUUUUGAAGUAACCAUCUAUUUUGCUACAUAUUAGUCGUGUGAAGUUUGAAGUUAUUUUGUAAUAGUUAAUUUUAUUUGUAAUUCACUGUUGUUGAAAAUGUUUGUGUUUGGCAUUUAUUAAAUAAAUACAGUUUAUUUGAUUAACAGCUUAGCAUUCCCUUUCCUGCUAGAUCUUGCCUCUUCCUUUGAUUAGAGGUAGAGGUGAGGUGAGUGUAGUAAGUGAAUAUAAUGUGAUUUGGCCAUAUUGUUAUGACAUUUUGUUGUUUUGUUAUUUACAAUGUAUGGGUUUUUUUUUCUGUUUUCAUUUUAGUAAGGUAAAAUUUCUAUCUUGAGCUCUCUGCAUGGAAACUACCACCCCAGCAUUAGCUGCAUGUAUUUUUCCCAUUAGACCUAAAUCAUGAAAUAGAUUGUAUGUCGUUGCUAUUAGAGAAAUAAGAAAAUGGAGAAAUAUCUGACAGAUAGCAUUUUAGUCAAAUCUUCUCUUUUUAAAAAAGUAACCAUCAGUGAAGAAAUAAACUGGCUGUAUAGGCUUCACAACCUGAGUUCAGAUCUCCAGAGCCCACAGGAAAGCUAGGUGCAAUAGCACGAGCAUCUGCAAUCCUAGAAUGCCUACAUGAGACAGGAAGCAGCUAGGAGAAUGUCCAGAAGCUCAAGGUCAGCUAAUUUGGCUUAGGCAUUAGUAAA